Scedosporium apiospermum is the source of this 930-nucleotide messenger RNA. RefSeq lists its product as uncharacterized. Gene Ontology annotation, molecular function: oxidoreductase activity, acting on NAD(P)H, oxygen as acceptor. The record is from RefSeq and is a predicted model, not a curated record. The transcript has 3 exons. Lineage: Eukaryota; Fungi; Ascomycota; Sordariomycetes; Microascales; Microascaceae. Gene Ontology annotation, cellular component: intracellular anatomical structure. The coding region runs from base 1 to 930 and encodes 309 amino acids.
AUGAGGUCCAUGAGAUUAUCCGGACGUGUCAGCAACCUGUUGACAAGUUGGGCAUCGGGCCCGCUUAGGUUCAGGCAGGAUUGCAAGCUGUCUCGGCUCCACUCAACGGUCCCACACCGGCAAGGACCGAGAAGGAAUGGGCUUCCCGAGUUCUCACUUCAAGGUCGAGUGGCUAUUGUAACUGGAGCCGCCAGGGGUUUGGGUUUGGUCCAGGCUGAAGCUCUCCUCGAAGCCGGCGCAACCGUGCAUGCCAUAGAUCGUCUCCCCGAACCUAAGCCCGGCGCUGCCUUCUCCGUUGUGCGCCAGAGGACCCUGGACGAGCACGGGCCUAAACUGCACUACCACCAAGUCGACGUUAGGGAUGUCGACCGACUGAACCGCGUUGUCCGGGAGAUCGGUUCCCUCCACAAUCGGCUGGAUGGGCUGAUCGCUGCAGCAGGCAUACAGCAGGAGACCCCGGCGCUAGAGUACACAGCUCAAGAUGCCGACCAGAUGUUUAGCGUCAACGUCACGGGCGUGUUUAUGACGGCGCAGGCAGUGGCGCGAGAGAUGUUGCGGCUAGGACAGGGCGGCAGCCUUGUCCUCAUCGCUAGCAUGAGUGGCACCGUGGCGAAUAGAGGAUUGCUCUGCCCAGCCUAUAACGCAUCAAAAGCCGCCGUACUCCAGCUCGGAAGAAAUCUGGCAGCGGAAUGGGGCCAGCAUUCUAUUCGGGUCAACACCAUCUCCCCAGGAUAUAUCGUGACGGACAUGGUGGAAGCGCUGUUUGUGUCACACCCAGAGAGACGGUUGGAGUGGGCUGGACACAACAUGCUAGGCCGACUCAGCAGUCCCAACGAGUACCGGGGUGCUGCCGUCUUUCUUCUCAGCGAUGCUAGUAGUUUCAUGACCGGAAGCGACCUGAGAAUUGAUGGUGGUCAUUGCGCAUGGUGA